Molecule: messenger RNA, 4147 nt
Organism: Paralichthys olivaceus (Japanese flounder)
Lineage: Eukaryota; Metazoa; Chordata; Actinopteri; Pleuronectiformes; Paralichthyidae
Product: solute carrier family 25 member 36-A
Biological process (GO): pyrimidine nucleotide import into mitochondrion
Cellular component (GO): mitochondrion
Molecular function (GO): pyrimidine nucleotide transmembrane transporter activity
Source: RefSeq, a predicted model, not a curated record
UGUGAACAGUGCAUGGUCGGGGUGGACGCGUUGUGACGUCAGGGGCCGUGCUGACCAAUGGCAGCGCGUGUUCGCCGAGCCUAUGACAGUACAGUAAAUACCGUGAGCUCCGCAGCGAUCACAGCGGAGGAGGAAAAAAACACGAUGAGCUAUAAAACCGAUCGUCGGUGCUGAGGAAUCGUUUUGUCGGUGACUGUCCCGCUGAGGCUCACGCUGUCCGGAGCUCUGUGCUGUGGUCGAGGGGAAUCUGUGUCAGAGGCGAGGGACACGCGGAGGGCACUCGGCCUCACUGCAGUGUGAUUCACCGGAGACUCGCCCCACCACCACCACCGCUUCAUCAUCGUCGCCGUUGGCCCGUUGGACGGUCGCAUCCUCUCGGCCCGUGUGUGGCCCCUCUGCCGAGGCUCCUGUGCGCGCUGCUCGGCGGAGCAUGUUAAAUAAUGAGUCAAAGGGACACACUGGUUCAUUUGUUCGCUGGAGGAUGUGGAGGUACUGUGGGUGCUAUUUUGACUUGUCCUCUGGAAGUGGUGAAAACCAGACUACAGUCCUCCUCCGUCACCCUCUACAUCUCUGAAGUGCAGCUCAGCACCGUCAAUGGAGCCAGUGUGGCCCGUGUCGCUCCCCCAGGGCCUCUGCACUGUCUCAAGUUAAUCCUAGAGAGAGAAGGGCCCCGUUCACUCUUCAGAGGACUGGGACCCAACCUUGUAGGUGUGGCACCUUCCAGGGCGAUCUACUUUGCGGCCUAUUCAACAGCCAAGGAGAAGCUGAAUGGGGUGCUGGAGCCAGACUCUACCCAGGUGCACAUGGUGUCCGCUGGGUUGGCAGGGUUCACCGCCAUCACAGCCACCAACCCCAUCUGGCUGAUAAAGACGCGUCUGCAGCUGGAUGCCAGAAACCGGGGUGAGCGGCAAAUGAACGCGUUUGAGUGCGUGCGGCGGGUGUACCAGAUGGACGGCCUGCGAGGCUUUUACAGGGGCAUGUCGGCCUCAUACGCCGGCAUCUCAGAGACCGUUAUCCAUUUUGUCAUCUAUGAGAGCAUCAAACGUAAACUGCUGGAGUACAAGGCCCACGCCAGCAUGGACGAAGAGGAAGAGUCGGUCAAAGAUGCCUCAGACUUUGUGGGCAUGAUGCUCGCAGCAGCCACUUCCAAGACCUGUGCCACCUCCAUAGCCUACCCUCAUGAAGUGAUACGAACACGGCUACGAGAAGAGGGCAGCAAGUAUCGCUCCUUCUUCCGAACUCUGCUCACGGUACCAAGGGAGGAGGGAUACCGGGCUCUGUACCGUGGCCUGACCACCCACCUCGUCAGACAAAUCCCCAACACUGCCAUCAUGAUGUGCACCUAUGAGGUGGUGCUUUACCUGUUGGGCCGUUAGCCAGCAGGCACGUGUCCUUCCUGUUUAAAGAGGGAGACGGUUUGCAAAUGACUCAGAAGGAUGCUCUUUGGCAUGUGGGCAGGAAAUGUCAAAAAUGAAGACCAAAGGAAAACCGAAGAUACUCUAGUGGACAAGGAGAGGACACGUGAAAUCAUAUGAAGACCAAGGGUGGGAAAAACAAAAGUUAUCAUAUCAGCCAUAACCACCCCCAGUUCCCUUCAUCAGACUGCUGGAACAGAUAGAGGGCGCUAUAGGUUACAGAAGAGGUAAUAAGGGUGAGGACAAGAGAAUAAAGGACACAGACAAAAACAAAAGGUACCUCUGAAGGAGAAGAAUUAACGCACAUUUCAGUGGCCUUAACAGAAAAGUGUUUUAGCUCGCUUCCUUUAAGCGAAGGAUCAAAAUCAGUUCCUCACCUUCGUAGAGAUCUGAACUUGACAGGAAAGAUAGUUACUAAAUAUUCUGUAGGUCAGUUUCAAGAAUCUCUCCGGGUGCAGACAAAUAGUGUCGGCCCUUCAUUCAGUGCUGUAAGACUACUGUAUGAUGAGCUAGCUGGCAGUUGAGGAAUGUUAAUUUAAGGUCGAAUGUGAGAAACAAAGACGUCACUGUUUUCAAGUCACCGAAACACGCUCAACUUUGCACAACAGAAAGUGUGGCUUCAAGCAUUCCCCUCACAAUCCGCCACUGCCCCCUCCCCUCCCCUCCCUUCACGCCUUGCGAAUGUCCUCAGACUCUUGCUAGUGUUUAUGAAGAGAAGCUUGAAAAGCUGACUUUCAUUCAGUGUUUGAUUCCUCUGUAGCUCGGCCUGACUGCGACACGGCUCAGCUGAAGUUGGCCUGUGGCGUAGACGGUUUGUUAAAAGCUGAACAGAGAUCAAAUAUGAGACCGGCUUCGUCCUGCGCACAAUCACCGUGCAGGGCUUAAAAAAUUCUUGUGUGAAACUACAGGGCGUUGUGUCCUUUGUGAGGUUUGUGUAAGUGUCCAAAAGGCACUCAUACUAAGUAACUACAUUUAGAGUGUGGCUAACUUGAAUUUAAUGUGACGCGUCGGGGAAACGUUGGGAGUGGGAGAAUAUUUAUGGAGUUUCAUCUGUGAGUUUAACACUUUCACGCUCAAGACUGUGUGUGUGUGUGUGUGUGUGUAUAUGUGUUUGUGCAACUGCAGUCAUGUGUGUGUGUGCCUGCAUGUAUAAUAAAUAUCUACUCCAGAUUUCCCUCCUCUAAUUAUAAAUCUCAAGACUCUGAGUGUGGAGAAGCUCCCAUGCGACACCGGGAGCCUUCGCUCCCACUCGCCAGUCCUUACUUCCAGUGGCUUCCAUCUGACCUGAUAACAUGCACUUUUGUGGCCUUUUAGGGGCUUGUGCUUUGCAUUUUAUUGUGUGGACAGUUUUAACUUGUACAUUGUAAAAGAAGGAAAAAAAGUAUUACUGUAUAUCAAAAUGGUAUUUUGCGCAACUGUUCUUAUAGCAGAUAUAUUUUACAGUUUAGAGUUGUCAGUAGUUGUGAAGAAUGUCCAAAUGUGUUUAUAUAAUAUAGAUACUGUAUAUUCAUAUUAUAUAUUGUUUUUUAGGUCCAUGUGUGAUCAUGCUCUAGUUUGCAUUUGCAAAUGAUUUUCAUUUUUGUGCAAUUUAACCUCGUUUUGACAUCGACUGUUGACAUGAAUAUAAAAAUUGCAAAACUUUUUUUAAGUUAAUUUUUUUGUUUGUUUGUUUUUCUGCACUUGUAUGUUGCUGUGAGCUGCCAUUCAUUGAUUAGUUAUUUUACAGCGUUCAUUAACAGUGUUCCAUUUCGCAACGUUUGGAUAUUCAGGUAACGUGUUUACAUAGUUGUAUAGUGUCUGACUAGAGUAUUUUUGGUUCACAUGCAACAUGUUUGGAAAACCUAAUUGGGAGUGUUUUAAUGUGAGAGUUCAAGAACUGGAAUGUGUGCAAAGUCUCUCAGCAUAGAGUUAGGAUUGUUCAAGACUGAAUCCGAGAGAUCCAGAAAUUCUCUGUUACUAAAGAGGCUUGUGUACAAUUCACUGUCUCUAAAACAUCUGUUAAUAAUAUUUCUUACAAAUUGUAUCCAAUCAAGAUUGAUCUCAUAAACCUGAUAGUGGCGUUGCUUGAUUACGAUUGGCUGUUUGACGUUGUCGCAUUGUCCUAAAUUCAAUGUAAACUUCUGCCUUUUGGGACGGAUUGAAUACUAUGUAAUUGUUUCUUAUCAGAAAAUCCCAUUUGCGUGUCAUGUAAAACAAUUGCAAAUGCUGUCUCAGUGCUCACUCAAUCACAUGCAAAUUAGAAAAUUAAAAGAAUAGGUUAUUGUAUUUAUUUUACAGGUUACAGAAAACAUGAUGUUCUUGAACGCUGUCAUUGGUCCUCCUCUUUGCAGUAUUAUGUCGGAGCAAACCGAGGUGCUGUAACUACUCAUAAUGGUUAUGACUUCGUGUCUCCGGUGACUUGUUGCAACUCCUGAGUUGAUGGUGCUUGAGAAGAAUUGCUGACUCACUUUAACGUCCAUGCUUUGCUAUAAAACACUAAUAGUUUUUAUGUCUUCAGCUCCAUCGCAUUAACACUUGAGGCCAAACUACCAAAAUGUGACAUGAACAGACAACUGGACAAACAGUACAAACAUUUUAUUCAUUUAUUUUUUUUCCGUUUUAACCUCUCAUUUCAGUGUCUGUAUGCAACUCAGUCUGUUCAGGCUGUAGACUGGAUGCAGCCUCAUUCAGGCUCUAAUGAAACCUGGAAGAUUUGUUUUUGCCAGCUCAGUUGUUGAUGUGUUUUUGUUUGU